AUGAUCCUCAACGGCCCUAGCGGAGCCUAUACACCAGGAAGCCGUUCCUUUCCCGAGGAUAUGAUGGAAGAAUCAGAUCAGGAUAUGUCAGAUGGAGGAGCGCCUUUGACAACGAUACCCUCACACGCAGAACAACUCAACGCUGCAAUGGAAGCAGUAGGUUCCGGGAUAAUGGGCCAGUAUAUUCUGGGAGGAACGCACCAUCAUCUUCAAAUUCAAUCUUUACCCAAUUCUUUCUCUACACAAACAUCCUUGGGUGAAUUGGAUGUUCCAACAGGGGUAGGGGGUAACUCAUUCCCGUAUGAGGGAGAUACACCUUUACCUUUACUCGAAGUCAAUAAUACUACGGAUUUACCGGCUGUAAUGUCGGAAGUUUCACAACAACUACAACAUAUUCAGGAUGGGCAGGAACAUGGUGAUUUUGAGUCGGCCCCGGAUGAACACUAUGAUACGUUCAUAAAUCACAAUCAGAGUACAUUACCCCCUGCUUCAUUUGUUAAUGAUUUCCUUAUGCCAGAUCCUCCUCUUCUAGUAGAAGGGGAUUUAGCACUCCUAGAUGAGGAGACACCAAUUAUUUUAUCCGCUGGGCCAGAAUCAAAUGGCCAGGGGCCUGAUGUUAAUCAAGGUCUUGAAUAUGUUAUUGACCCUGACAUUGACUAUGAUGCUGACCAUGACGUUGACACUGAUGCUGAUGCUGACGUAGCUCAAGUUGACAGCCAGCUCAACAUGAAUCUCGGCGACUUUCUUAGCGACUGGGCAACAACUGUACCCCGCAGAGUCCCAGGGCAUUCCAAAAAGGGGGUUCCCUCGCAAGCUGCUAUCACUAGUCAUAUUCUUGCCCGAGAUCUUAUGCCCAUGCGAAGGUGUGACCUUCAAGGCGAUGACUGUGAUAUACAGAGAAUCGAUUGGAAAGACUUAGGUGUGACACGACUGGAAGCCAGGCAAAGGCGUCGGGCUACCUAUAAGAAUUAUACCAACCUCAUAUACCCCAACCGCCCACAGCUUUAUCCGCGACAGUUAGGUUUGAGACUUGCAAACUGCGAUAACUACUUCAAAUUUCGGCGAAUGGAUUUUCAACAUGACGUUCACAUCCGUCAUUUUCAAUUGCGCAACCUAAUUAGCUGCCUUUCGCAAAACUGUGUAACAUACGCUGCAAAAACAAAGGUCUUGCAUUAUGACCCCACCAUUGGAUCCAUUCCCCGUAUGCUGAUGGAUCUGGGAAAUCCAAGGCUAUCGGCAUUUCAUACCAUCUCCAAUGCAUGCCAAAUCUCUACUCUGACCAGUGGCCACGAGCUUGUUGUUGCGGGUGGAUUUGAGGGGCAAUACGCUCUGAUUAGUACUAGGGCCCAUAAGGAUGCAAAACACGUUGAAGGCUUAAUCACAGAACAUCCCAACGACAUAACAAACCAUGCCCAAGUUCAUCUUUCGAGAUCUUCGUCACCUUUAGUUACUUUUGCUUCAAACGACACGGGCGUUAGAACUCUUGAUGUUACUACUAAUAAGUUCAUCUCAGAUCACUAUUAUGAUCAUGCUAUGAACUGCACAGCCGUAUCACCCGAUCGACGUCUACGUGUAUUGGUCGGCGAUACUCGCAGAGUUAUGAUCUGCAAUUCCGAAACAGGCCAAGUUUUACAAGAACUCGAGGGUCAUCUUGACUUUGGAUUCGCCUGUGACUGGUCUGAGGACGGAUGGACGGUAGCCACUGGAAACCAGGACAUGCAAGUGAAGAUUUGGGAUGCUCGGUAUUGGAAUCGACCCGUAGCAAGUAUUGCUGCAGAUAUGGCUGGCGUCAGGAAACUUAAGUUUUCUCCCUUGGGUACUGGUAGGCCGAUUUUGGUCGCGGCAGAACCAGCGGAUUAUGUCAAUAUUAUAGAUGCUGAAACCUUCGACAGUAAACAGACUCUCAGCUUCUUAGGGGAGAUUGGAGGCUUCGACUUCACCAAUGAUGGUCAAGACUUGAUUGUUGCAAAUUGCGAUACCUUGAGGGGUGGAAUCAUGGAAUUCGAACGUUGCGAUUUUGCGACCGAAGGUCUUUGUGGGAAAGAUGAACAAAUUCGAUUUAUGAUGUCGGGGAAGAAACGAGAGUUUGGCAAUACCAGUAUGGCCGACGACAUAUUGGAGGAGCCACCAGAACUACGAGGGACUACGAAGCGCCGAGAGAGAAGAGCAGCUCUUUUAACAGAUUUAGGGCUAUUUUAA
Sclerotinia sclerotiorum 1980 UF-70 is the source of this 2199-nucleotide messenger RNA. RefSeq lists its product as hypothetical. Bases 1 to 2199 code for a protein of 732 amino acids. The transcript is spliced from 2 exons. Gene Ontology annotation, molecular function: protein binding. The record is from RefSeq and is a predicted model, not a curated record. Lineage: Eukaryota; Fungi; Ascomycota; Leotiomycetes; Helotiales; Sclerotiniaceae.